AUGUCCGCUAUUCAGCUGUACUUGUUUGAGUUCUCCCGGAACAAGGACGAGGCGGCGCGGAUUGCCUCGCAGACCGCCGAGCGCCUGGAGACCAAGCAGCUCAAGCUGCUCGAGCUGAUCGAGUCCCUGGGCGAAUUCCUCAACAACGAUGACGGGCCCACGAGAGCGAAGGCCAUGGCCUACCUCGCCGAUGUCCUUUCGGCCACGCCGCCCAAGGUCUUUACCCGCCAACACAGAAAUCUCCUUUGCGACUUCGUCCUGUCCCGUAUAGCCGACGAUAAUGAGGGUAUUGGCUCCGCAGCCAAAGCCCUCAUGGCCCUGGAAGAGCGUGGGGCGUGGGAGAAGGAGAGGGCCGCCAUGGUGCUCACCUCCCUUGUAGACAAUACGGCCCCGCUGCAUCAAUUCAAGCUUCAGAGCGAGCGCUAUUCUGUGUUGCGGUUGAUCGACAUGCUUGUUGCCAAGUACAGAGAAGCGGUACGGAGCGUGCAUGAGACUACCCCGGGUUUCCUUUCGCGCUUCAUUUCCUACUUUGAUGGAGAGAAGGAUCCCCGUAACUUGAUGGUUGUCUUCUCAAUCCUCAAGGUUCCCAUGACGGAAUGGACCCUUGGCUCGGAUGCUCAGGACUUGUUUGAUGCCGUCUUUAACUACUUCCCCAUCACGUUCAGGCCUCCGCCGGAUGACCCUUACGGAAUCACUGCCCAACACCUAAAGGAUCGUUUGCGAGAGUGCAUCUCAUCUACCGCAGACUUUGCUCCUUACUCUUUCCCUGCUCUCCUUGACAAGCUGGACUCUACUUCAAUCAACACAAAGAGAGACGUCCUUCAAACUUUGACUGCGUGCGUUCAAGAUUACGGUCCACGCACAGUUUCCCUGUAUGCUGUGACUCUGUGGGACUCUCUGAAGUUUGAGAUCCUGAACGCGCAGGAAGACGACCUUGCAGAGGAGGCUUUGAGCGGUCUUGCGGAGAUCGCAAGACAGCUGACACAAAACACUGCCGGUUCGCUGCAUGCCUACCUGAAGCCAAUCACAAAAGAGUGCAAUGAACAUCUUGAGGAUGCGCCAACAAAGCAGUCGGCAGCUUCCGGAAAGAUAUUGCACUCUGUCUUGAAGGUGUCCCCGACAGUCGAGGACUCGGUACUUGGCGCGGUUCUGCCCAAUGUCUUCACACUCUACCAGACUAGCGAUUCCAUGGCGAAACGGAGAGGUCUAGUUGAGGUUCUUGCUCAGCUGAUCAGGGCGGACAUUGCGGUCUACGGUGAAUGGCGGCUUGUUGACAGCAAGGUUGUCCACUCUGGUUCCCGUACAGCCGAUAACGCCCUCCUGAAAUACCGCGAUCAAGCUUUAGAGGUCAUGAGCAAUGGCCUUGCCACAGCACCGGCGAAAGAGGUCUCCUUCCGUCUGGCGGCGCUCGAUGGGCUCUUGCAGCUUGCUAAGGCAAGGCUUGUCCUUGAUGACGAUGACGUUGCCAAGAUCGUUGCCAUAUUCCACGACAUUGUCAUAUCAGAGGAGUCUUAUGGCAAGGAUGAAGUUAAGACGGCUGCAGUCACUGGCCUGGUCGAUAUUGCACACCAAAAGCCUCAACUGGUGAUUGACAAGGCAUUCCCAGCCUUCAUGGCAGAGCUUCCAGACAAAGACAUCGAAGGGUCAGAUUCAUAUGCUCCUGUACUUGAAGCAUUUGCAAAGCUCGCUACCGAGGAACAGAUAUUCCCGACGGUGGUGUUGCGGCUGAGGAACAAGUUCAAUGCGGCUAUUCAACAGGGCGCCUCGGAUGGAUAUAUCGUUGCGCUUCUCUCAGCAAAACUUUUCGCGUUCUCGAAAGGAGCAGUAAAGCUCGAAGGAACCACUGACUCCUGUCCCUACUACGACGAGAUCAUACUCCCACUCCUCUCUGAGGUCUCAGGAUCGAAGUCCUCGGCCUUCGAUAAUGAGUUUGCCCUUGAUAUAGUUGGACGCUUGUGCAACACCAUCCUUCGAAAGCAGACCGUGGAGUUCCAGAAGGAGAAGAUUGCUCCGGAUACUUACACCUUGUUCUCUGGUGAAUCCUCGGACAGCUCACCGCCUUUCAACAUGGAUACCUCACUUGAAAGAAGAAGAAAAAUGAUCGUCUCAACACAUAUCCUCGCAGCCCUCCGCCGCGAAGCGGCACCCAUUGCAGAUUCACGAAGGCUUCUCGCCGCGCUGAUGGAUUUUGCAGUGUUGGAAGACAUCCCCCAGCGGGUCCGUCUGACAAUAAAUUCUCAAAUCUCCCUUGUGGCCAACAAGUUCAUCCCUUCAGCCGAGAUCAAGGAUAUUAUGAACAGUAUCUUCUUUGAGCCGCAGCAGCUGCUGUCCGCCGAGAAACUCAAUGACAAGAACAUCCGGGUCAUUUUCGCAAUCAUCAAAGGCCUUGCUCUUCGCAACGCCCCUAUCCUCAACACCGUCCUCCCGUCACUGCUGGAACUUCUCAAGGAUCCCAAGCAUGGCCUCGCUGUGGCUCGUGGCUUCAGUCUUAUACUUGCCCCACAUGAUCUUCUGACAAAGGACAACUACUGCAUGGUCUCCGGGCUGCACAAGCAGAAGGUCUUCAAUCUUCUUGUACCGGAAAUCGCUUCCUCGUUCAAGACUGCAGACCCAUCGACUAAAACCAACUACCUGAUUGGUCUAUCCGGCAUCUUGCGCUGGAUCCCAUACACAAUCAUUGAGCCGGAACUAUCGCAGCUGACUCCCUUGCUCCUUCAGUGCCUGGACCUGCAGCAAUCUCAAGCGCCGCAAGGGCAGCAGCAACAGUUCGAUGAUGUCAAGAAGGCUACAGUCGACACUUUGAUUGCGGUCUUGACCCACGAACCUAAGGCACUCGAGGAACACGCCGCUAGCUUGAUCACCCGACUUUUGAAUACGGCAAGCGCUGCGUCGGCGAAAAACAAGGCUGCUGCCGUCCCUCCAACAAACAGCCCGGCUCUCCGGGCAGCCGCGCUCAAGUGCCUUGCGCUCAUUCCCGAAAGACUGCGCGGCGAGAUUGUGUUGCCUUUCAAGCGGCAGGUUGUCAAGAAGCUGACGGCAGCCCUUGACGAUUCCAAGAGAGCGGUCAGACUUGAGGCGGUCAAGUGCCGGGCGGCAUGGCUUGGUAUGGACGAGGUGGAUGACGAUGACGAGUGA
This is a messenger RNA of Diplodia corticola, 3135 nucleotides long. RefSeq names its product dna repair transcription protein. The coding region runs from base 1 to 3135 and encodes 1044 amino acids. The record is from RefSeq and is a predicted model, not a curated record. Gene Ontology annotation, biological process: iron-sulfur cluster assembly. The transcript is spliced from 7 exons. Gene Ontology annotation, cellular component: cytosolic [4Fe-4S] assembly targeting complex. Lineage: Eukaryota; Fungi; Ascomycota; Dothideomycetes; Botryosphaeriales; Botryosphaeriaceae.